Messenger RNA from Pyricularia oryzae 70-15, 267 nucleotides. RefSeq lists its product as uncharacterized. The coding region runs from base 1 to 267 and encodes 88 amino acids. Lineage: Eukaryota; Fungi; Ascomycota; Sordariomycetes; Magnaporthales; Pyriculariaceae. The record is from RefSeq and is a predicted model, not a curated record. The transcript is spliced from 2 exons.
AUGGCCAUUUCAAGGCAUGGCCCGAAGCGGGAUCGUUUCCCUAUCUCCCACGCCGUGGUCUGCCAACUACACGGACCAUUCGAGUGUGCGGUUGCUCCUCGGAAAUGUCAACUCGAUCGACUCAACACCCCAGGCGCGCCAAGCCCAAAGGUGCCGGAUGGUGCCGAAAGCCGACCGCCAGUGGUCGGCCAAUCCGCCGGCGGCCUGUGGAACCACAGUGACGACUGCCGAGAAAAACGGAAGAUGGGGCCAAAGCUUUUGGCAUGA